UUGCUUACUGCCAUUCUGACCAGUACAGUCCUUGGGGCAGCAGGUGGGGCCAGAGAAGCCUCUACGCAGUGAGACAGCCAGAGACAAGAGACCAGAGGAGACAGGAGAUCGGAGGCAAGAGAACAGAGAUCCCGGGAACAGAGGAGGUGACAGCCAAGGCACCAGGAGCUGGAAACAGUGGAGCCAAGAGGGCACAGCUUAACCAGGAUGCUGAUGGGCCCAUUGUGGACAGCCAUCAGCAAGGCGCUGUUUGCCGAGUUCCUGGCCACGGGGCUUUAUGUGUUUUUUGGCGUGGGCUCAGCCCUGCGCUGGCCCUCGGCCCUUCCCUCUGUACUGCAGAUCGCCAUCACCUUCAACCUGGCCACGGCUAUGGCUGUGCAGGUCACCUGGAAGGCCAGUGGGGCCCAUGUCAACCCUGCCGUGACUCUGGCCUUCCUCGUGGGCUCCCAAAUCUCCCUACCCCGUGCUGUGGCCUAUGUGGCUGCCCAGCUGGCAGGGGCCACAGUGGGAGCUGCUCUGCUUUAUGGGGUCACACCAGGGGACAUCCGAGAGACCCUUGGGGUCAAUGUGGUCCGGAGCAGCACCUCGACUGGCCAGGCAGUGACAGUGGAGCUGGUGCUCACCUUGCAGCUGGUGCUCUGUGUGUUAGCUUCCACCGACAGUCGUCAGGCAUCCGGCUCCCCGGCCACCAUGAUUGGGAUCUCUGUGGCACUGGGCCACCUCAUUGGGAUCUACUUCACGGGCUGCUCCAUGAACCCAGCUCGCUCCUUCGGUCCUGCUGUCAUCAUUGGCAAGUUCACAGUUCACUGGAUCUUCUGGGUGGGACCCCUGACAGGAGCUGUCCUGGCUUCACUGAUCUACAACUUUAUCCUGUUCCCGGACACCAAGACCCUGGCCCAGCGACUGGCCAUCCUCAAGGGUGCUGCGGAGGUGGACGAAGUGAUGGGGGUGGAGCCCCAGAAGGAAGAAUCCCAGUCCAGUUCAGGGGACACUGAAAUGGGGAAUGUGCAUCAGAUGGCAUAGAACGUGGCCCCUGUCCUCAGCCUACUGAGACGAGCCUGGGAGGUGGGCAGCAUGUCCUGUAUGACUGGACUCUGGAUUUUCCUGGGGGAAGGGAAGCUUGCAAGAGGGGAUGGGGAGGCUUCGCCGCUUGUCCUAACAGAGUAGGUGGGGGAUGCCAGCUCCUAUCCCUGCAUUACAUUUCUAGACAAAAAGGAUCUGGGGAGCAAAUCUGUUCAGUUUCCUCCUCCCACAUUUCUUACUUGGACAGAGCAGAGGAAGGCAAGGGAAUUCAUGACUGCCUUCCCCGUCUCUCAUCCAUCUGGACUCCAGAAUUGGAGCCCAGACAGCACUCUGCUUGGAGACUGAGGGCUAUAGGAAGCUCAGGGAACCCUAACUUCUCACCCUACCCUUGGGGAGGAGGGGCCAGACUUCCCAGAAGAAUCAGGCCCUGGGAGAGCCUCUGCAUCCCUCAGAGGAAUAGAUCUGCUCCUGGGUAUGGUUUGGGGGCUACGGCUUCUCACUGCAGACUGGGGGCUUCCUGAGGACAGAUUGCCCUCCCAAUAGAUGGUCAUUCCCCACUCUUCCAAAUUCAAGAGAGGACAUCCACUUGAGAAAAGCUGAUGGAGAGGAGCCUUUUCUUGGGCUCGCAGAGGGGCAGGAUAUAGGCAAGGGAGGUUUGGUCCAAACAGGCCUUUCCAGGGCAGGCCCUCCCCAGGCAUUUGCCCACUGUCCACCCCACAGGCUCAUUCAUAGGAACAAGCAUUCAGAGGGGGGAGUUCCUAGCCCAGCCCUCGGUCUAUGACUUGGGGCCACAGCUGUCCCUAGCAUCAUUCUGUGCUCCACCAGGAUCCCCAAAAAUCUGUUAAAUCCCAAGGAACUAGGGACUGACCCAGACAAUGAAGAUUUGCAAUUAGGUGCCUCUGAAGGAUCACCAGAGUCGCUAUCAGUUCAUUAAUAUUGACAAACUGCUGUGAAUGUACUCUGCCUAUGAUUUGGGGUCCUUCUGGACCUCUGCUUCCUCAGCUGUAAAAUGGGCACAAUUCUCCCCCAGGAAAUUGUGAAAGCAAGAGUUUGGAAUUGUUUUUCGAAGUUAAAAAUGCUAGAAAACAAACUCAAUAAAUGACGACUAUUGUUGC
This is a messenger RNA of Manis javanica (Malayan pangolin), 2138 nucleotides long. RefSeq names its product aquaporin-6. NCBI's taxonomy places the organism in Eukaryota, Metazoa, Chordata, Mammalia, Pholidota, Manidae. Gene Ontology annotation, biological process: carbon dioxide transport; transmembrane transport; water transport. Gene Ontology annotation, molecular function: nitrate transmembrane transporter activity; water channel activity. The record is from RefSeq and is a predicted model, not a curated record. Gene Ontology annotation, cellular component: plasma membrane; apical plasma membrane.